This is a messenger RNA of Diaporthe batatas, 1110 nucleotides long. RefSeq lists its product as uncharacterized. The record is from RefSeq and is a predicted model, not a curated record. Bases 1 to 1110 code for a protein of 369 amino acids. The transcript has a single exon. NCBI's taxonomy places the organism in Eukaryota, Fungi, Ascomycota, Sordariomycetes, Diaporthales, Diaporthaceae.
AUGUUGAUUGAUCUUCGGAGCACGCGUAGAAUCUGGAAACGGUUCAUGGACCAAGACGACAAAACACCCCUGGCUUCUCUGGCUUUUGCGAUCAACGCGAAACACACCCCCGAGAAAUGCACAGCCAUUUUUUGGAGCUUAUGGAACUUCGUUCAACGCCGGGUUGGCACGAAGGCCUUCAUUCACCAAUUGCUGACGUUCUCGAAAACCCAGGACCUCAGCAACGGGUUUCUGAAAAGGUUGGCCUGGACAUCAGCGGAUCAUCGUACUGCGCUCAUGCUGCAUGAUAUACUCGUCAAGCAGACCGGCAAAGACACAAACUCUUGGGGCCCGGCUUUCUGGGAGAAGUUUGUUACACAGCACAUGACAAGAUCCAAAUACAGUCUCAUCAACCCCGCCGUCCUUGUCGAGAAACUGCUGAGCUCGACUGUACCAGUGGAGGCAGACUGCCAGGAGGCCGACAAGCAGGCGCAGGAUCCGGACGAAGUUGUAGAACGGAAGCACCGCCAGCGUAUGAGGAUCAAAGAGAGCAUCAAAAUCGUCGCUACUGCUCCUUCCCUGACACAAAGACAAAAAUUCCGCCACACGGCAGCCUUCACGAAAUACUUGGCCAACGUUCAAGGAUUCCUCACAGCUCGAGAUUUGGCAAGCCUAACAGGAAUAAUUACAGAGGUCUUAAAGCGAGGCGAGGGCGGCAGUACACAGAGAAUGCGGUGGUAUUUGGGAAUCAUUCUCAAGCAGCUGGGUGAGGAAGCAUGCGUUAGGGUCGGGAUGAUGUUGAAACGCCGCCGCGAAUGGAACGGACGACAGCUGGCCGCUGGGGUCAAGCACCCUGAAGGACCAGAAGUAACUCGACACAUUAUAUCAAGCUUUCAUCGACAGUCCUACGAAGGGCCACAUCAAGGCAGAACCUGGCCCUUGUGGAGGUAUCAUCUCCCCAAGAACCGGCAGAGGGACGAGUUGCGCAGGGUCGGAAAGAAGGAAGCAAAGGCUCGACGUAGGGUGCGGAAUAGCAAGGCCGCGGUUCAGCCUUCUCUCAACGGCGAUGCUUUUGACAUGCUCUGUGAAGAGUCACACCGACCGGAGUAUCAUCCUGCGGCCAAUUUCUAG